Oncorhynchus mykiss (rainbow trout) is the source of this 1419-nucleotide messenger RNA. The record is from RefSeq and is a predicted model, not a curated record. NCBI's taxonomy places the organism in Eukaryota, Metazoa, Chordata, Actinopteri, Salmoniformes, Salmonidae.
CUUCCCACUAUUAUGAUUGCUAUGUCAAGUGUUAAAAUCCCAAGUUAUUAAUUAAAAGUUUAUGGGGACAAAAACUGUCUAUAAAGUGGGGGACAGAUGACAAAGAGGGAGGGGCAUCAAGGAAUUCAAAAUGGCUACAGGGAUGGAUGUGCAAGAGUCAGGGCUUUGUGGUCACAGGGUCUGGGAUCCUGGGUGCCCCUCACCAGACGGUCUGGGAUCCUGGGUGCCCCUCACCAGACAGUCUGGGUGCCUCACCGGACGGUCUGGGAUCCUGGGUGCCCCUCACCAGACGGUCUGGGUGCCUCACCGGACGGUCUGGGAUCCUGGGUGCCCCUCACCAGACGGUCUGGGGUCCUGGGUGCCCCUCACCGGACAGUCUGGGAUCCUGGGUGCCCCUCACCAGACGGUCUGGGAUCCUGGGUGCCCCUCACCAGACGGUCUGGGAUCCUGGGUGCCCCUCACCGAACGGUCUGGGAUCCUGGGUGCCCCUCACCAGACGGUCUGGGAUCCUGGAUGGUCUGGGAUCCUGGAUGGUCUGGGAUCCCAACAGUGAACAUCUGUAAAUAUCUUGUAAAUAGGUUUUACAACAGUGAACUGUAAAUAAUUUAUAUUACACACACUAGACUCCCAGAAUAAUGUAUAUUACACACACUAGGCUCCCAGAAUAAUGUAUAUUACACACACUAGGCUCCCAGAAUAAUUUAUAUUACACACACUAGACUCCCAGAAUAAUUUAUAUUACACACACUAGACUCCCAGAAUAAUUUAUAUUACACACACUAGACUCCCAGAAUAAUUUAUAUUACACACACUAGACUCCCAGAAUAAUUUAUAUUACACACACUAGACUCCCAGAAUAAUUUAUAUUACACACACUAGACUCCUAUAAUAAUUCAUAUUACACACACUAGACUCCCAGAAUAAUUUAUAUUACACACACUAGACUCCUAUAAUAAUUCAUAUUACACACACUAGACUCCCAGAAUAAUUUAUAUUACACACACUAGACUCCCAGAAUAAUUUAUAUUACACACACUAGACUCCCAGAAUAAUUUAUAUUACACACACUAGACUCCCAGAAUAAUUUAUAUUACAUACAAGCAGCCAACUAAAGUAACAUCGUUAAAGUAACCAAGGUACCUAACUAACUAGCCAACCAAGGUACCUAACUAACUAGCCAACCAACCAUGGUACCUAACUAACUAGCCAACCAUGGUACCUAACUAACUAGCCAACCAAGGUACCUAAGUAACCAGCCAACCAAGGUACCUAACUAACUAGCCAACCAACCAUGGUACCUAACUAACUAGCCAACCAACCAUGGUACCUAACUAACUAGACAACCAAGGUACCUAACUAACUAGCCAACCAACCAUGGUACCUAACUAACUAGCCAACCAAGGUACCUAACUAACUAGC